AUGCUACCAUUAUAUGACACACAGCGCUUACAGCGUUUCGAACAAAAGUUCAUCGUACCUACGAACAAAAUGCUGUUCAUCCGACUGAACGAUGAUGUGCUUAGAUUUAUUGCUGCUUCCGUCGCGCAGUCCGAAGAAGUUGCAGACAUUCUCGGUCUUGCACCCACCUGCCGCCGUCUUUAUAACGCUGCCAGGUUUUUCGUUCCAUCUUGCUUACGAAUAGAAGUACCAUCUCGAAGAUUUCUUCUUCUAAAAAGAACCAUGAACGAAGAUGCAAGCUAUGGACUGGGAGUGUAUUCUGCAAAGAUCGAAGCGCACAGUUCACAGAGAGAAGGGACUUGGGACGAAUUGCGCGAGUUCUUUCGAUAUAUACCAAAUUUGAAGCAACUUUCUGCUACCGACUCUUGCCUGAACGUCAUUUCUGUUCUUUUGUCUCCAGAACUCUCUUUUCGGCAGUCUCUAAAGAAGCUAGCCCUCUGCGAUGUGAGCCUUACAGCUGUCGACUUCUUUGAAUUAGUUCGCUUGCCACAACUCCAUCAUUUGGAGGUCCGAGAGUUCAUGAAUUACGAUGACGAUAGGAAUUUCUCAGAUGAUUUUCAUCCUUCUCAGUUGCAAGUUUUGAAGUUGUAUGCAGGCCAAAUCCGUUGUCGGACUCUUCAACGCAUUGUCGGUAGCUCACCAUCAUUACACACGCUCGAUUGCAGAUCACCGCUUUACGGACCUUCGCAGAAAAACGUAAUCUGGGGCAGCGCUUUCAUCGCAACAGAACUGUCUCCUCUUUUAGUUUUGUCAACGCUACUUUCAGCAUCCCAAACUUUGGUCACGUUGAACUUGACCACCAACUCCCAGGAAUGGCAAGGUCAUGACGGCACUAGAUUGGAUCUCGUCAGGUUCAGGGCCUUAAAACAUAUAUCUGCCAGUGCUAAAUUGUUCGUUGCGCCUCUAUCACUUGGGAUCACUCGCGGUGGGUUGUUUAGACUAUUGCCGCCGUCCUUGAUCACUCUUCAGCUUAAAUUUCGAUUCAGCAUUGGAAUACUAUACGCAACGCAAUCGCAACGAAUAGAUUUGGCUGGGUAUCAACGCCUUUUAGAUCAAACUCUAGAUCCAUCAGUAUAUGAAUGGAUUCUUGAGCUCGCUCAGCACAAGAGAGAUUUCUUCCCAAACUUAGAGUCUGUCAGAAUGGUAGAACUAAUACUUGAGCGGCGCCUCGUGCACCUGUUCUCGUCGGAGGAUUGGGUCCUUCCAGCGCGUUUCGAGCAAGCUUUCAACGAGGCGGGCACCACUUUGAAGGUAUCUGUUCGAGCUCCAGUAGGGAUUGAAGGGAGGGGCUACAUUCCAUGA
Mollisia scopiformis is the source of this 1341-nucleotide messenger RNA. RefSeq lists its product as uncharacterized. NCBI's taxonomy places the organism in Eukaryota, Fungi, Ascomycota, Leotiomycetes, Helotiales, Mollisiaceae. The record is from RefSeq and is a predicted model, not a curated record. The transcript is spliced from 2 exons. Bases 1 to 1341 code for a protein of 446 amino acids.